This is a messenger RNA of Helicoverpa armigera (cotton bollworm), 1014 nucleotides long. RefSeq names its product serine/threonine-protein kinase Nek8. The record is from RefSeq and is a predicted model, not a curated record. Gene Ontology annotation, molecular function: ATP binding; protein kinase activity. Bases 85 to 975 code for a protein of 296 amino acids. The transcript has 6 exons. Gene Ontology annotation, biological process: protein phosphorylation. NCBI's taxonomy places the organism in Eukaryota, Metazoa, Arthropoda, Insecta, Lepidoptera, Noctuidae.
AUAUUUGUUUGUUAUUCUAAUGGUGACCGAUUUCAAUGCCUUUCAAUUUAAUUAAGUAAAGCAAUGUUAGUAUAAGCAAUAAAAAUGGACUGUAUAACAAAACGAUUUAAAAAUCAAAACUUGAAUGUCUUGAAAACAGUCGGUAAAGGGACUUACGGAAAUGUAUAUUUAUGUGAAAAGCGAGAUAGUCCUCAGAUGACGAUAGUUAAGGAUAUAGAAUUAAAUAUUAAGCUUCAAGAUCAUAAACAGGAUAUAGCAAAUGAAGUCAAGAUUUUAUCCUCCCUGAAUCACGCGAAUAUCAUAAAAUUGUAUGCAUGUUACUACACUGAUAAUCAUGUUAUGAUAUCCAUGGAAUAUGCCACUAGCGGGAAUCUAGCGGAGUAUAUGUAUCAGAGGUGUCCCAACUUAUUGCAACAACAGGAAAUACUUUUUUAUUUUUGCCAAGUUCUGUUAGGAGUAAACUACAUCCAUAGUAAAAAUAUAAUUCAUCGAGAUUUAAAAGCAGAAAAUAUUCUCUUGACUGGCAAAAAUGGUGUAGUGGUCAAGAUAGGUGACUUCGGAAUAUCUAAAAUGUUGGCGAGUGCUAAGAAAACAUCGACUGUUAUAGGCACGCCUUAUUACUUGGCCCCAGAAUUGUGCGAAGGUAAACCAUAUUGUAACAAAAGUGACGUAUGGGCGCUUGGUUGUUUACUUUAUGAAAUGUGUACACACAAGAGGGCAUUUGAUGCUGAGACACUAGUUGGCUUAGUGAAGGCCAUUACGAGCGGCAACGUUCAUCCCAUUGAUUUGACUAUAUAUGACAGAAGCAUGCAGGACAUCGUUGACGCAAUGCUUUCAAUAUUGCCUGAUAAAAGGCCUUCUAUAAAAGAUUUAAUUGGACGAAUGGUACUUCUACCUGAUAUUUAUACUGUGUAUUUAGAUGCUGGCAAUGACGAAUUAUUAUAUUUAAAGGCAAAACAAUUUUUAUAUAAAUGACAAUUAAAUCGUGAAAAUAAAUAAUAAGACAAUUUGAUG